Messenger RNA from Drosophila ananassae, 858 nucleotides. Its product is annotated as adenylate kinase. Gene Ontology annotation, cellular component: cytoplasm. NCBI's taxonomy places the organism in Eukaryota, Metazoa, Arthropoda, Insecta, Diptera, Drosophilidae. The transcript has a single exon. Gene Ontology annotation, molecular function: AMP kinase activity; ATP binding. Gene Ontology annotation, biological process: nucleobase-containing compound metabolic process. Bases 90 to 788 code for a protein of 232 amino acids. The record is from RefSeq and is a predicted model, not a curated record.
UGCCAUAUUUGUAGCGAAAUUUUCUGUCAAUUUCAAAAUUUUCAGAGAAACUUUUAAAGGUAAAUCAAAAGUUUUUCCCUUUUUUAGUUAUGGUGGGGCAUCGAGGUUUUCGUGCCGCGAUUAUUGUGCCACCUGGAUGUGGCAAGGACAUGAUAUUCCAGCGGAUUGUUAGCAAAUACAAAACUCCCGUAAUAUCGACCGGGAAGCUACUGAGACAACACAUUCGAGAACGAACCCUGUUGGGAAUGCGAGCCGAUCGCUAUAUACGCCGAGGGAAAUGCAUUCCCGAUUACCUAUUCACUCAGAUGUUGAGGAAGCCGCUGGAAAAGCUUGGAAGUCAGGGUCUGAUCCUUGACGGCUAUCCGCGUACAGUCGGCCAGGCGAAGGAGCUGGAAAAAAUGGUGGCGCUGGACUUUGUUCUGCUGCUCGAGGUACCGGUGACCAGUGUCCUGGCGGAACUGAAGAAACGUCAUGUGGCGAGAAACGGGGUCACCCUGACUUACAGCCGUGCCCAAAGGUCUGAGAUCGCGUUGACUCCAUCUCAACUUCAAGUCGCUGACGAGGCAGCUAGGAUGUCGGCGCGUCAGGCCGACUUUGGGGUUCAAAUGGAGCCCGUGAUCCGGCACUUUGCCCAGCAGAAGUUGAUCCACCACGUCCCAGUGCACAAUCUGAACUUUUUGUGGCACCAGGUGGAGCGGCACCUAAAUCUCCUUUGGCCAAAGACUAAAUCGGUGGACAGGCUACGGCGUCAUUGGUACUUCGGUCUCUGCAAUUCGGCCGCUGCGUGAUAUCUUGUUUUUAAAUUUGAAAAAAAGUGUAAAAAGUGCGAUUCUCAGAUUCUUAAAGUGAUGAAAGUUA